This is a messenger RNA of Magallana angulata, 2772 nucleotides long. Its product is annotated as alpha-ketoglutarate-dependent dioxygenase alkB homolog 6-like. The coding region runs from base 118 to 810 and encodes 230 amino acids. The record is from RefSeq and is a predicted model, not a curated record. NCBI's taxonomy places the organism in Eukaryota, Metazoa, Mollusca, Bivalvia, Ostreida, Ostreidae. The transcript has 6 exons.
CUAGAAGUGCAAAAUUAUCCAAUGAAAUAUUCCGAUAUAAAAUUGCUGAAUUGGUUCUUGCAAACUUAUAAACUGGUUCCUUGCUAAACACCUCACGGACAGAUAAAUCAGAAGUUGAUGGAGAAAUUCAAAGUAGAACAGGCUCCUCCAAGUAUAUAUUACAUUCCCAAUUUCAUAACCAAGGAUGAAGAGCAAUACCUUUUGCAUCAUGUGAACUCAGCACCAAAGCCAAAGUGGACUCAGUUGUCAAAUCGAAGACUGCAAAACUGGGGUGGGUUACCUCAUCCAAAGGGAAUGGUGGCUGAGGAAAUCCCACAGUGGCUAAAGGUGUACAUGGAGAAAGUGGCAGCCCUGGGAUUUUUUGGCGACAAAUUGCCAAACCAUGUUCUGGUUAAUGAGUACCUAGCAGGACAAGGAAUUAUGCCCCAUGAAGAUGGCCCCCUUUAUUACCCAGUUGUGUCUACAAUUAGUUUGGGAUCACACACUUUGCUAGAAUUUUAUCGACCCUUGGACUCAAGUGAUCAAUCCUAUGAUGACCAGCAACAGCAAACUUCCUUUGAGGACCGAUUCCUAACAUCUAUUCUUUUGGAACCUAGAAGCCUUGUGUUUGUUUGUGACGAUAUGUAUAAAACUUACCUACAUGGAAUAAGUGAGCGUACAGUGGACAAAAUCAGCAACUCUAUAGCUAACAUUGAGAUGUGCGAGAUGGCUCAGUCAGUAGAAGCUUCAACACGGACCACUAGAGUGUCUCUCACAAUCAGACAUGUACCAAAAGUCUUAAAAGCUAAAUUCUUAUUUGGAAAAAAGUGAUUUUGUUGAAUUUUUAUUAAAACUGUUAAAAUAACUUAUUUGUACAAAUUUAUUUUUUUGCACCAAGAAAGAAAUGCAGGUGGUCUAUCCCUUUUAUGAGCAUGGUGAAGAGUUGAGGUUAUAUUUUUUUUUAGUUUUAUCAUAGAUUUCAGUUUAAUUUGUCUAUUUCUUGUGUUAAAAAAGCUUACAGUUACUUUUUAUGGUCAACCAAAAUUUAAAUGUCUUUAAGGCAAGAUACAGCGCUCAUGAAUCUUUGUUAUGCACACAUAGACAUUUUUGUUUUCAUACAAAUUGUUGAAUAGAAAAUUGAAUUUAAAACAAAAUAAAAUGUAAAAAAAACAAACAAACAAAACACUAGAAACUUUUAAACCAUGUUCAUAAUUGACAUGCAAAUAGAAUAAUUAUAUGAUCUCAUCUAUACUUUAAAGAUUGAGAUUCUUCUGUGUUUACAUUCCAACUAUUCUCAAUCGGUGUCUCCCACAUUGUUUUAAGUUUUAUGUACCUAACAUGCAAUAUUCUGUGUAUGCUGGAACCUUAAAUUCAUAUGUUACCCUCAUUACAUCUAAAAACCCAGGAUACUUUAUAUUACAAAUCUAAUAAUGUCUAGAUAUUAUCACUCAUAAAAUAUAAUUUGAUAUAUUUAUUAAAAAAUCUAAAUACAGGUCAAUAAUUAAAUUUCUAUAAAAUAUUAAUCAAGAUUUAUCAAUAAUAUACAUACAUGUACAUACAAAUUUAAUUAAAUUGAAUGAAAUUAUGAGUACAAAAUAUCAAGUCAUUUAUUUUUCUACAGGUACAAUUUUGAAAAUUUUAUCAAAAGAACAAGAAAUAUUUGGAGUUUUCUAAUAAUUCACAUAUUUAUUGGUACAUGUAAAUUCACAUCAGGUAUUGUAGAAAGAAGAGGAAAACGUCUAGUAUAUAGAUUUAAAUAUAUGUACUAGUAUACAACUUGGUCAAAAUAGCAAUUAACAGUAUAAUUAAGCUACUGUAACUUUGUAAAUUUGAAUUAAAUCUACAGAACUUUAUACAACAUACCGGUAUUUGAAAACUGUAAUGUUAAAAGUUACAUGCAAAUAACAUAUCAAUACAUGUAAACCUAUGACCACAUAAACAUACAAUAUGGAGAGACAAUGAGAUCGACUAGAAAAGAGCAAGAACAUUGAUUAAAUAAAUAAUGGACAUGUUAACAGUUAUAUUGCAUAAAGUUCUUGUUCCCUGCCCUGGGAAUGUGUAAAUCACAGUUCCAAUAUCACAAAAUGUCAGAUUUACUACAAGCAAUAUCAGAGAGUAUAAUCGUAUAAAUUAAGCUCUACACACACAAAGUUGGGCAAUACUCAAAAAGUCAUACAAUAACAUAUGCCUGCAAAGUUUCAUAAAAUAAUGCGUAUAUAUACCAAAUGUUGUUGAAAUUGAUAUUGUGGUACAUCUUAAAGAUGAAACAGGCAAUAUAAAUAUAAUAAUGAUGUUGUAAAUAUCGAAGCAUUGAGCAAAGAUUGAUUUUUAAAUAACAUCAAUUAUUGCUGACGAAAUGAUUUUUUUAUUGAUAUGCAUGUAAAACAAUGCAAAAUAAUAGUUUAAGACUAGGUUGUUUCUUUUGAUAAAGACAGAAAACUUUGAAUAAUAUGGUCCCUACAUUUAAAUAGCUGAUUUACAAUGUGUCAACUUAAAACAGGAAAAGUUGACUACAUCUGAAAGAAUGGAAAAUAUCUUUAAUUCCAAAAGCUUACUAAUUUGAACUCAAAAAACAUUAUUUACAAAGUAUACAUGUACUGGCAUUUUAUUUUGCCAAAAACUUUAAGAAAAGGAAACUUAUUAGCAGUAACAUGUAACACAUCAUGGUUUAGUUUAACAAAAAUAAAGUGGUAAAGUUCAUCAAGAUUUCACUGUAAAAUGAGGGACUUUGUUCCACCAGUUUGCCAAUAUUCACUUUCUCUUUACAAGGGGACGUGAAUCAGUUUAGAAAAA